AUGGCCCCCGUUUUUGACGCCAAAACCUUGAGAAUUCUCGGACUGGAGCCACUGGAAACCUCCCCAAGUCCACCCCCUCUGAGCCCUCAACCAUCUAGGAAGGCCAACUAUGCUCAGCCAUCUGACUCGGAGGAUGACAUGGACGACAAAGCUUCCGAGGAUGAGGAAAUAGCAGAUCUGGCUCCAACUCAGGGGAAAGGGAAGCGAAAGCGUACAGCUGACGAUGAGGGGCCAAUCACCGAGAUUGAGGUCCUCCUUGAUAUCACCCCUGUAACCGAGAUGAGCAAGCCCAAAACCAAGCGACGCAUCAAAAAGAUGACCUUCCAUUUUGCUCUCGACGAGCCGUGGGACACGAUGAAGGCUCAGAUCCUCUCGCAAGUCACUAAAGUGGGCGGCGAGAACAAGAAAGUCCCUCCGUUUGAAUGCUGUGAUGUCCUUUUCAGUGUAAAAGAUUCUGGGAAGACUACUAAGCUCUCUUUGACCAACGAAGCCGACUUCAAGACCUUGAAAGAUCGUGCCGCCAAACUCCCUCGGGGCAAGGCCCAGAUCCACCUCUUUGUUGAUGAGCACGAGGAGGAUAAGCAGGCCGAUGGGGCAGAAAAGGAGAACUCUAAUGGGGCAAAGGGGGGGAAACGGAGUGGUGCCGGCAGUAAGGCUAGCAAGCAAGCUAGCAAGGUUCUUCCAGUGAACGAGCGGAAGAGCGAAUUCAUCAAGCAGCUCAAGGAGAAGUACUACUGCCGUCUCGCAUCUUCAGUCUGCUCUAGCACCCAUUGUUUCGAGCUUACUGGUGGCAAGCAUCUCCCCCUCAACUUCAAUCGCCUCGAAUGCUGGGCCACUUCACUGCUCAAAGGUGAUUCGGAAGAAUCGACGCUGGAGAAGCCGCCGAACCACUCCCUAUUCGACAUCAACCAAGCCAGCACUUUGAAGCCGGAUAUCCUCGAAGAACGUCAAAAGAUGUUGGCUGCCAAAAAUGCGCCCGCAGUCGCACAGCCCAUCAUCAAUGUCCACAUCCCUCAGAUGCCGAGUGCUUCUCUCCAGCAAGCGACUAACUCUGGUAACAGUGACCAGCUCCUUCCACCUGACCGUCUCCCUGGAGCAAGUAUGCCCCUAGUGGCCUUUUGUCAGCAGUAUGAGCUUGAUGGCGACAUACUCAAAAAGCUUGAGGAACACAAGUUUCGGCAGGUCGAACACCUUCGAUUCACUACUCUUCCUGUACUCGAGAAAAUGGGUCUUCACUUUGGCGAGGUGGCAGCCCUUCAGCACGCUGUCGAGAACUGGUCGGUCCCUCGCACCUGA
Messenger RNA from Coniophora puteana RWD-64-598 SS2, 1296 nucleotides. RefSeq lists its product as uncharacterized. The coding region runs from base 1 to 1296 and encodes 431 amino acids. The record is from RefSeq and is a predicted model, not a curated record. NCBI's taxonomy places the organism in Eukaryota, Fungi, Basidiomycota, Agaricomycetes, Boletales, Coniophoraceae. The transcript has 4 exons.